AUUUUUUUUUACGUCCACGUGACGAAAACACGAGUGACAUCAUUAAUAUGGCGGCGCUCUUGGGAAGUUGUCCACGAUUGAAUUAGCGAAAGAUGGAUAGCGGACGAUUGUGUUUUUUGGGUGCUCUGACUGCAGUUUUGAUAUCUGGCGUUUAUAUAUUAUGGGGUCCAACUCCUAAACAGAAGAAAAGAAGGAAAGAUUUAAUUCCAGGAUUGCAAAAUCUUGGAAAUUCUUGUUUCUUAAAUGUAGUCCUUCAAGCUUUGGCUUCUUGGUCCUCAUUUCUUCAUUGGUUAGAAGGAAUUUCCACAAAAAAUAAGUUAUCAAAUAAACCAAACUAUAGUCUGGUUGAUGCAUUGUAUCAAACAUUGAAAGAACUAAAUAAUCAGAACAGCCACGAUGUAUAUAGUCCUGUCAAUGUCAUUGAAGCUUUACAAGCAAGAAGAUGGGUUAUAACUAGUGAAGAACAGGAUGCUCACGAGCUAUUUCAUGUAUUAACUACUACAUUAGAAGAAGAAUUAUUGCCUCAUUUGUCUGUAUUGUCACUUUCUGAUGUAAACCAAUUAGUGGAUAAAGUAGAUGUUACGGAUCACCAGACAGGAAAAAUUAUAAACAGAUUUUCUUAUCCUCAAACUAAAGUUCUUAAGUAUGAAUGUCCAACAAGAGGACUUCUUGCUAGUCAAUUAAGAUGCAAAACAUGUGGCUACAGGUAUCCCAUCUGUUAUGACACUUUCGACAGUAUUUCUCUCACCAUCCCAAAUCCUCAUUUUGGCCAUCUAAGAAUACAAGACUGUUUAAAGAAAUUUAUAUCGUGUGAACUUGUUCAGGAUGUCAACUGUGAAGGAUGUGCCAAUAAACAAAACUGCAAAAACUCUAAUGAUCAAAAUUCCUAUAAAUCUACAUUUAUUAAGCAGUUAACAAUUGGCAAGCUGCCAGUAUGUUUGUGCUUCCAUAUUCAACGAACUAUUUGGUUGAGCAACGGCAUGCCAAUAAAAUGUUCAGAUCACGUGGCUUUUCCCGAACUUCUGAGCAUGGACGACUAUGUGUAUCAUGGAGGGAAAAACAAAAAUAUGGAUGGAGUCAUCUAUCCUUGGACACGCUUAAUUGGUGGAAGUCACUUUGAUUGUAAUAAAACAACAGACAUUGGAGAAAAUGAUUUGAAAUCUAAACAAAAAAUUCUUAUGGAUGCAUUUAGAAGACAUUCUAUUCCAAAUCCUGAAUCUCUUAGCAUUUCUUCAGAUGGAAG
Molecule: messenger RNA, 1243 nt
Organism: Centruroides sculpturatus (bark scorpion)
Lineage: Eukaryota; Metazoa; Arthropoda; Arachnida; Scorpiones; Buthidae
Product: ubiquitin carboxyl-terminal hydrolase 30-like
Exons: 9
Biological process (GO): protein deubiquitination
Cellular component (GO): nucleus; cytosol
Molecular function (GO): cysteine-type deubiquitinase activity; cysteine-type endopeptidase activity
Source: RefSeq, a predicted model, not a curated record